This is a messenger RNA of Phycodurus eques (leafy seadragon), 792 nucleotides long. RefSeq names its product pancreas associated transcription factor 1a (gene ptf1a). The transcript has 2 exons. Gene Ontology annotation, molecular function: protein dimerization activity; DNA-binding transcription factor activity, RNA polymerase II-specific; RNA polymerase II transcription regulatory region sequence-specific DNA binding. The record is from RefSeq and is a predicted model, not a curated record. The coding region runs from base 1 to 792 and encodes 263 amino acids. Lineage: Eukaryota; Metazoa; Chordata; Actinopteri; Syngnathiformes; Syngnathidae. Gene Ontology annotation, biological process: developmental process; regulation of transcription by RNA polymerase II.
AUGGACGCCGUGUUGGACCCGUUCUCGGCCCUCGACUCGUUCUCCUCCCCUCCUUACUUCGACGAUGACGACUUUUUCACCGACCAGUCCUCGAGGGACGCCAACCUGGACCCGGACGACUUCUUGGACGAUGACGUGGAUUUGUUCGGCAAGCAUUUCCAAGACUUUUACGCCGGCAAGGAGAGCGGCGGCAGGGCGGGCGACCUGUCCUUCUCGUCCUUCUCGUCCUUCUCGUCCUUCUCGUCCUUCUCGUCCUCGUCGUCCGCGUUCUCCUACGGCGUCCCGGAGCUGUCGAAGAGGCGGCGCAGGGCGAGGUCUGACGCGGAGAUGCAGCAGCUGAGGCAGGCGGCCAAUAUCAGGGAGCGGCGCAGGAUGCAGUCGAUCAACGACGCCUUCGAGGGGCUGCGCACGCACAUCCCCACCUUGCCCUACGAGAAGAGGCUCUCCAAAGUGGACACGCUGCGCUUGGCCAUCGGCUACAUCAACUUCCUGGCGGAACUGCUGCGGUCGGACCUGCCCGUCCGGAACCCCGGCGGCGGCGACGCGCACGCGCAGCCCAAGAAGGUCAUCAUCUGCCACCGGGGGGCAAGGUCCCCCUCGCCGAGCGACCCCGACUUCGGCCUGCCCCCCCUGGCCGGCCACUCGCUGUCCUGGUCGGAUGAGAAGCAGCUCCGGGACCAAAACGUCAUCCGCACGGCCAAGGUGUGGACCCCGGAGGACCCCCGAAAAGUGCACAGCAAGUCGCCCCUGGCGGACAUCGAGAACGAGCCCCCUUUCGGCCUGCUGGUCUAG